AGCCCGGCGGCGGAUCGUGUUCGGGUCAUUUAACUCGAAUCUAACAGCCAUUCGAUCGGCGUUCGAUGCAUUGAACGCAUUUACAAUUCGUCGACAGAGAAAUCCGGACGUCGGAGUGCGCAGUGGGCCAGUGCGCAUCGGUGGACCGAAACACCAAGACCGAGAUCACCGAGGAGAGUUGAGAGGUUGAGAGUGUAAUGUCUGAUAAGGCGAGUGAUGGACAAGCCGUGCGAGUGCGUGACCGUACCUUCAGUUUUGACAGUUGAACUGUGAAAGUGACUCGUGGAACGGAACAGAUUCGACGUACAGUGACCCGGAAUCGCGCCUAAUAUGUACGUGCCAACGUGCCAUUGAUCGAAACGGACGGUCGCGGUCCUAGGGACUGAUUCAGAAAAUCGCACGGACCUGAAAAAGCACAAGUGGUCGUCGGUGUGUGUCGUGCGUUGCGUCCGUCGCGAGCACCUACGUGUCUUUUUCGUCGGGGAAUAUAUUAGGACACUAAAAAGGGGCUGCGUGCCUCCGUACGAAAUAAAUAAGGACCAGUAUCUGUCAUAAUUUUUUCACCAUUGGCAAACAAAGGCGGCUGGCUGGUUUUAGCGCUGCCUUUGACGACUGGAUAUAGUACUGCCUCUCUCUUUCGUUCUUGCUCUCGAGGGACGAGGAAGCAGAAUGGAGGCGAUAGCGAAGCACGAUUUCACGGCUACCGCGGAGGAUGAGCUUAGUUUUCGAAGGAGUCAAAUCCUCAAGAUUCUAAAUAUGGAAGAUGACAUGAACUGGUACAGAGCCGAACUAGAUUCCAGAGAAGGUCUCAUUCCAAGUAAUUACAUAGAAAUGAAAAACCACGACUGGUAUUACGGGAGGAUAACUAGAGCAGAUGCGGAAAGAUUAUUAAUGAACAAACACGAAGGCGCUUUUCUUAUUAGAAUCAGUGAAAGUUCUCCCGGUGAUUUCUCCUUAUCCGUUAAAUGUUCGGAUGGCGUUCAACACUUUAAAGUACUGAGAGAUGCUCAAGGCAAGUUCUUUCUCUGGGUGGUUAAAUUUAACAGUCUUAACGAAUUAGUAGAAUACCACCGUACAGCGUCUGUCUCUCGCUCCCAAGAUGUUAAACUACGGGAUAUGGUUCCAGAAGAAUGUCUAGUGCAAGCAUUAUACGAUUUUGCACCACAAGAACCAGGAGAACUUGAAUUUAAACGGGGUGAUGUAAUUACCGUUACCGACCGCACGGAUCAACAUUGGUGGCACGGAGAGAUUGGCAAUAGACGGGGUCUGUUUCCAUCUACAUACGUCACUCCAUAUCACUCCUAGGCCUCAUGUUGCACGCACAGAGGUCAUAGGCAUCGGCCUCUUUAUCCUACCACUAUCACAUACAGGAUCAGACUUACAGCAGAAUUAAUCAACAAUAUUUUGCAAACUCCGCCUAUCGAAUGGGCUACCAGGAUGUAUUGGUGGUCUAGACGUCGAGUUGUUUAGCUUGGCUGAAUAUACCAUUAGCACUAUUCAUUGGUCUCAUUGAAACAAAUUCUCCACGUUUAGUAAUUACGUAAACAUACGUAGAGUUCCUUGAUGUACCACAUAACGGUGUAGCAGGUUUGUUCUGUUUCAUCGUUGGAACAGCGAGAGUAAUUUUUCACUGGGACCGAUGAUACUAUUAUUCGAAGUUAUUAAUAGUCAUCGUGUGUGUACAAUAGAUACAUCUUUAAGCAUCUCAUAUUUCAGUUUCGCGAAUAAUCGAGUAGAAGGUAGACGUGAAAUAGAUUCACGACACUUACAUGUGAGGAACGAAUCUUUAAAUGGUGUUUCCUAUUUCUUGGUAGUCCAUUAAUGGAGUAUUCGCAUGGAAACGUACAUCAAUCGUGUACAUCGAUAACGAGGAGCAUCGGCCAUAUUAAACGAAACUAUAUUGUUUCGAAAGACAGGUUUAUUACAAGGGCUGUAAUAAACAUUGUAUUUUUCAAUACGAAUUCGCUGUUCAAAGAACGGGGACCUUGGUGAUAAAGAGCCUAGUAAGCUACCCUUACGUGAGAUACAAGAACUUUAUAUAGAUAUAGCAUUAAACGCGUCGCCUUUUGGCAUAAAAUGCACACUAUUAUGCCUCUAUGUUGUGGAUAUUUUUACAAAUACUUUAGGAAGAAAGUAUUCUUCCAUUGGUUAAGAUACAUCUGACACCACUACAUCAGAUAUUCUUGCUGUGUAUCAUAUAUAUAUAGACACGUACUUUCAGACUGUACGCUGAGUAACCAUUUUGACAUCUUUUUAAGAAAAUCCUUUUUAAGUAUUAGUGAAGAUGUAAUAGCAGUUUGAACAAGCUAUUUUGCGUUUUGAUUUUUUCCAAUUAUACGCAUACGAUGGAAGAAUUAUAUUUUUACGAUUAUCGACUAUCCCUUCAAACAUAGUUUUUCCGUUUGGAGAUUGUGUUGUUUUUUCUUUUUUUCUCUCUGGAGAUGUUAUGACGAAGAAAAGCGAGCGGAAUACAAUUUUUUUACACGAACAUAGUACAUGUUAUAUAUUCUUAUCGAAACUCAAAUACAACGAGUGACUGAUUUAUUCUUUGUAAUGUGCUAGAAUAUUAAUGAAGGAAUAAAACGUAGAGUAUCAAAAUAACAAAAUAUAAACGUUACGUCGGGAAUCCAAUUAAUUUCGUGAUACGUAUUACCUUUUUACUGACAAUUUUUGCUCUGCAAUGCAUUUUUGAGAGAUGCCAAAAAGCGAUACGACAUUGAGGAUCGGCCGUGCGAAGUAGACUUGACUAUUGAACGACUGGUCUGUAUAAUGCAAAACAUGUAAUUUUUGAAAGAGCGUAAGUUCGUGUAUAUUUUUUUAAACACUUUCUUUUUAUCUGAUCAUUUCAGUAAAUCUUGCUUUCGUAUUUCUGUGUAAACAAUGAAAAUACGUAGCUGAAUUGUGUAAUUAUUAUUAUUAUUAUUAAUAUUAUUAUUAUUAUUAUUAUUAUUCGUUAUGUUACAUUUUAUUGAUAACAAUAUAUUAUAUUAAUUACA
Messenger RNA from Hylaeus volcanicus, 2996 nucleotides. It is a transcript of the gene drk, whose product is annotated as growth factor receptor-bound protein 2. Bases 670 to 1305 code for a protein of 211 amino acids. Gene Ontology annotation, molecular function: protein binding. Lineage: Eukaryota; Metazoa; Arthropoda; Insecta; Hymenoptera; Colletidae. The transcript is spliced from 6 exons. The record is from RefSeq and is a predicted model, not a curated record.